Nycticebus coucang (slow loris) is the source of this 2169-nucleotide messenger RNA. RefSeq names its product oxoglutarate receptor 1 (gene OXGR1). The coding region runs from base 130 to 1152 and encodes 340 amino acids. Gene Ontology annotation, biological process: G protein-coupled receptor signaling pathway. The record is from RefSeq and is a predicted model, not a curated record. NCBI's taxonomy places the organism in Eukaryota, Metazoa, Chordata, Mammalia, Primates, Lorisidae. Gene Ontology annotation, molecular function: G protein-coupled receptor activity. The transcript has 2 exons. Gene Ontology annotation, cellular component: plasma membrane.
GCCGGGCAGAGACCGCCACGCUGGGUCGCGCAUUCCGCGCCGGGGCUGCCAGCGAGUUACUUCUCCUUUGAUAUUCUUAUUGCCAAAGUGAAACUCUCUUGUUUCCUUGCAAGAUGAAAGGAAUCAACCAUGUAUGAGCCACCACCGGACAAUUUAGCAAUAGCAAAUGCUUCUGAUUUCCCGGAUUAUGCAAUUACUCUUGAAAACUGCACCGAUGAAAAAAUUCCAUUCAAGAUGCACUACCUCCCUGUUAUUUACGGCAUCAUCUUCCUCGUAGCUUUCCCAGGGAAUGUACUGGCCAUUUCCACUUACAUUCUCAAAAUGCGUCCCUGGAAAAGCAGCACCAUCAUCAUGCUGAACUUGGCCUGCACAGACUUGCUGUAUCUCACCAGCCUCCCCUUCCUGAUUCACUACUAUGCCAGUGGGGAAAACUGGAUCUUUGGGGAUUUCAUGUGCAAGUUUAUCCGCUUCAGCUUCCAUUUCAACUUGUACAGCAGCAUCCUUUUCCUUACCUGUUUCAGCAUCUUCCGCUACUGUGUGAUCAUUCACCCGAUGAGCUGCUUUGCCAUCCACAAGACCCGCUGGGCCAUGGUAGCCUGUGCUGUGGUGUGGGUCAUUUCACUGGUGGCCGUCAUCCCCAUGACCUUCCUGAUCACAUCGACCUCCAGGACCAAUAGAUCUGCCUGUCUUGACCUCACCAGUUCGGAUGACCUCACCACCAUUAAAUGGUACAAUUUAAUUUUGACCGCCACCACUUUCUGCCUCCCUUUGGUGAUAGUGACACUUUGCUACACAACGAUUAUCUACACCCUAACCCAGGGACCACAGACGAGCAGCUACCUUAAGCAGAAAGCUCGAAGGCUAAUCAUUCUGCUGCUCCUCGUGUUUUACAUAUGCUUUUUACCUUUCCAUAUCUUGAGGGUCAUUCGGAUUGAAUCUCGCCUGCUUUCAAUCCGCUGCUCCGUUGAGAAUCAGAUCCAUGAAGCUUACAUCAUUUCCAGGCCACUGGCUGCCCUGAACACCUUUGGUAACCUGUUACUCUAUGUGGUGGUUGGCAACAACUUUCAGCAGGCCGUCUGCUCCAUAGUAAGGUGCAAGGCAACUGUGGACCCUGAGCAAGCAAAGAAAAUCAGCUACUCAAACAACCCGUGAGAUACUUCAUCGACUUAACCAAAAAUAAGAGUCUGCUGAUACUUUACUCUUCACUCCCAAGAAGUCUGAAAUGUCUCCAUCCAUGGAAUGCCUAGUGAAUACUGUGUCUUCGGGUGAUUACAUACUAUAGCCAGGGCAGGGUUACCAGUAGUUCUCUGCCAUCCCUCUGUUGAGUUCCUGCUUUUGGUAUAAGGACAGGAUGCAUGUCUAUCAGUGAAGUGUUCAGACUUAGAAUUACAAACUAUUAGAACUCAGGGGUGUCUUAGAGAACAUCUGUUCCCACCAACUCCUUACUUACAUAUGGAAACUGAAAUUCAUGCACUUGUCCUGUCCGAGAUCUCUCAGUAAAUUAGUGGCCAGAUAGGAGGAAGUCAAUCUUUUCACCAUAGUUUCAUGCUUCACCAUACCCUGAGGCCUACUUUGUAUUGAAUCACUAGACUAUAAAAGCAUUACUUGUAUCUUUCUUAAAAUUUACUUUUAAUAUCUCACAUCUUUCCAACAUUUUUCCUUCAAGCUUUGCUUUGAGAUUAUGAACCUGGGUUUCUCACUAGGCUUUGGUCAGUUCUCUAGAUUAAAAAGCAAGCCAGUGAGACACAAUUGAAAUCAAAGACAUCAAUACAUAUAGCUGAAAUUAGAACCUGUAAGAUAUUUGGGUAGGUACUAUGUCAUUAUCAUUAUAGACCAUUUAAAAAGUUGUUACUGAAUUGAUAAAGAUUGUCAACUUAUAUUAGUAAUUAUCAACAUGCCUUGAAGAAGGAAGGGGUACUUUGGGGAAGGGGAGUACCUUCAAAUAUGUAUGUAUUGGGUGUUAAAUUGGAUCUAGGAUUGUUUUGAUUUUUGUGGGUGAACACUCUAGAACAUACUCUUUAAAUAUCCUGCUCUUUUAUAACUACAAUACACAGAUAUCUAUUUUAAUAGCUAAAGCUAUUUUUGAAUUGUAUUUGCAUUUAAUAACAAGUAAGCGUAAAUAUCUGAAAAAAUGCCUAGAAUGGAAAUGUAAAAACCCUAGUAAAUGGA